Carlito syrichta (Philippine tarsier) is the source of this 4306-nucleotide messenger RNA. RefSeq names its product 5-oxoprolinase (ATP-hydrolysing) (gene OPLAH). Gene Ontology annotation, biological process: glutathione metabolic process. Gene Ontology annotation, cellular component: cytosol. The coding region runs from base 97 to 4251 and encodes 1384 amino acids. Gene Ontology annotation, molecular function: 5-oxoprolinase (ATP-hydrolyzing) activity. The record is from RefSeq and is a predicted model, not a curated record. The transcript has 27 exons. NCBI's taxonomy places the organism in Eukaryota, Metazoa, Chordata, Mammalia, Primates, Tarsiidae.
GGGGGCAGGGGCAGCCGUUGACUUCACAAUGGUGAGGUCUGCUGUCCCUGGUCAGCCCGCUGGCCACCGGCCAGCUGCCGCCCCUGGCUGCCGGGCAUGUCCCUCCUCAGCAGCUAUGAGGGCCUGCGGCAGGAGAUUCAACGAUUGGCACAGGAGAACGAGGAGCUGCGGAGGCUUGUGCAUCUCAUCCAGGAGAACCAAGAGCUGAAGCAGGUGCUUAGGAACCGUGGCAGCAGCUUGGGCUUCUGCAGUUCUGGUUUCCUGGCUGAAGUGUCUGUCAGUCCCCGGCCACCCAGGCGAAGAACAAUCAAAUUCAAGGAUGCUGAGAGAGUUCUCCCAGGGCUACCCGCUGAAGAGCUACUGCUGGACUCCAGCCUCACCACCAUGGGCAGCCCGGAGGGGCGUUUCCACUUUGCUAUUGACCGCGGGGGCACCUUCACAGACGUCUUUGCCCAAUGCCCUGGUGGGCACGUGCGGGUCUUGAAACUGCUUUCCGAGGACCCUGCCAACUAUGCAGAUGCACCUACGGAGGGCAUUCGCCGCAUCCUGGAGCAGGAGGGGGGCAUGCUGUUGCCUCGGGACCGGCCACUGGAUACCAGUCGCAUUGCCAGCAUCCGCAUGGGCACCACAGUAGCCACCAAUGCACUGCUGGAGCGGCGGGGGGAGCGGGUGGCGCUGCUGGUGACACAUGGCUUUAGGGACCUACUGCACAUCGGCACCCAGGCCCGUGAAGACCUCUUUGAUUUGGCCGUGCCCAUGCCUGAGAUGCUGUACGAAGAGGUGCUGGAGGUGGAUGAACGGGUGGUGCUGUACCGAGGAGAGCCAGGCGCUGGGACACCUGUCAAAGGCUGCACAGGAGACCUGCUGGAAGUACAACAGCCUGUGAACCUGGAGGCCCUGCGUGGGAAGCUGGAGGGGCUGCUGUCUCGGGGCAUCCGCAGUCUCGCCGUGGUGCUCAUGCAUUCAUACACAUGGGCCCAGCAUGAGCAGCAGGUGGGCACGCUGGCCCGGGAGCUGGGUUUCACGCAUGUGUCACUGUCCUCGGAGGCCAUGCCCAUGGUGCGUAUUGUUCCUCGGGGGCACACGGCCUGUGCUGAUGCCUACCUCACGCCCACCAUCCAGCGCUAUGUGCAGGGCUUCCGCCGUGGCUUCCAGGGCCAGCUCAAGGACAUACAGGUGCUGUUCAUGCGCUCCGAUGGUGGCCUGGCACCCAUGGAUGCUUUCAGCGGCUCCCGUGCUGUGCUCUCAGGCCCUGCUGGCGGUGUGGUAGGCUACUCAGCCACCACCUACCAGCGGGAAGGUGGCCAGCCUGUUAUUGGCUUUGACAUGGGAGGCACGUCCACAGAUGUGAGUCGUUAUGCUGGGGAAUUCGAGCAUGUCUUUGAGGCCAGCACAGCCGGUGUCACCCUCCAGGCUCCUCAGCUGGACAUCAACACUGUGGCAGCAGGCGGAGGUUCUCGCCUCUUCUUCAGGUCUGGCCUCUUUGUGGUUGGGCCUGAGUCAGCAGGAGCCCACCCAGGCCCUGCCUGCUAUCGCAAAGGGGGCCCUGUGACGGUGACGGAUGCUAAUCUGGUCCUGGGUCGCCUGCUGCCUGCCUCUUUCCCCUGCAUUUUUGGGCCGGGAGAAGACCAGCCACUGUCCCCUGAGGCUUCUCGCAAGGCCCUGGAGGCUGUGGCCACUGAGGUCAACAGCUUCUUGGCCAAUGGCCCCUGCCCGGCCUCCCCGCUGAGCCUGGAGGAGGUGGCCAUGGGGUUUGUGCGUGUGGCCAAUGAAGCCAUGUGCCGGCCCAUCCGUGCACUCACUCAGGCAAGAGGACAUGACCCCUCAGCCCAUGUCCUGGCCUGCUUCGGGGGAGCUGGUGGGCAGCAUGCUUGUGCCAUUGCCCGAGCCCUGGGCAUGGACACUGUGCACAUUCACAGGCACAGUGGGCUGCUGUCAGCACUGGGACUGGCCUUGGCAGACGUGGUACACGAGGCACAGGAGCCCUGCUCCCUGCCCUACAUGCCUGACACCUUUGCGCAGUUGGAUCAGAGGCUGAGCCGCCUGGAAAAGCAGUGUGUGGAUGCCCUGAGGGGCCAGGGCUUCCCCAGGUCCCAGAUCAGCACUGAAAGUUUCCUGCACCUGCGCUACCAGGGCACGGACUGCGCCCUGAUGGUGUCUGCCCACCAGCAUCUGGCCACAGCUCGUUCACCUCGUGCUGGUGACUUUGGGGCAGCCUUUGUGGAGCGGUACAUGAGGGAGUUUGGCUUCAUCAUCCCUGAGCGGCCAGUGGUGGUGGACGAUGUGCGGGUGCGGGGCACUGGCUGCAGUGGUCUUCGCCUUGAGGAUGCCCCCAAAACCCAGACUGGACCUCCGCGGGUGGACAAGAUGACCCAGUGCUACUUUGAGGGGGGCUACCAGGAGACUCCUGUGUACCUACUUGGAGAGCUGGGCUAUGGGCACAAGUUGCAGGGGCCCUGCCUCAUCAUCGACAGUAACAGCACCAUCCUGGUGGAGCCAGGUUGCCAGGCAGAAGUGACUGAGACAGGGGACAUCCGCAUCUCUGUGGGGGCUGAAGCGUCCAGUAUAGCAGGCACUCAACUCGACCCCAUCCAGCUGUCCAUCUUCUCACACCGCUUCAUGAGCAUUGCUGAGCAGAUGGGUCGCAUCCUGCAGCGCACAGCCAUCUCCACCAACAUCAAGGAACGCCUCGACUUCUCCUGUGCUCUCUUUGGGCCCGACGGGGGGCUGGUCUCCAAUGCCCCCCACAUCCCUGUGCACCUGGGUGCCAUGCAGGAGACUGUGCAGUUCCAGAUCCAGCACCUGGGGGCUGACCUAUACCCUGGUGACGUGUUGCUGAGCAACCACCCCAGUGCGGGGGGCAGCCAUCUUCCAGACCUGACUGUCAUCACACCGGUGUUUUGGCCGGGUCAGACACGGCCUGUGUUCUAUGUGGCCAGCCGUGGGCACCAUGCAGACAUUGGGGGCAUUACACCGGGCUCCAUGCCACCCCACUCCACCAUGCUGCAACAGGAGGGUGCUGUCUUUUUGUCCUUCAAACUCGUCCAGGGGGGCGUCUUCCAGGAGGAGGCGGUGACUGAGGCCCUGCGGGCACCAGGCAAGAUCCCCAGCUGUAGCGGAACCAGGAACCUGCAUGACAACCUCUCGGACCUCCGUGCCCAAGUGGCAGCCAACCAGAAGGGCAUCCAGCUGGUGGGGGAGCUCAUUGGGCAGUAUGGCCUGGACGUGGUGCAGGCAUACAUGGGCCAUAUUCAGGCAAAUGCAGAACUGGCAGUGCGGGACAUGCUGCGUGCCUUUGGAAGCUCCCGGCAGACCCGGGGCUUGCCCCUUGAGGUGUCUGCGGAGGACCACAUGGAUGAUGGUUCCCCUAUCCGCCUUCAUGUGCAGAUCAACCUGAAUCAGGGCAGUGCCGUGUUUGACUUCAGUGGAACUGGACCAGAGGUAUUUGGCAAUCUCAAUGCACCUCGGGCUAUAACGCUGUCUGCCCUCAUCUACUGCUUGCGUUGUCUGGUGGGCCGUGACAUCCCACUCAACCAGGGCUGCCUGGCACCCGUACGUGUCCUGAUUCCUAAAGGCUCCAUCCUGGACCCGUCCCCUGAGGCAGCAGUGGUGGGCGGCAACGUGCUCACGUCCCAGCGUGUGGUGGAUGUCAUCCUGCGGGCCUUUGGGGCCUGUGCUGCCUCCCAGGGCUGCAUGAACAAUGUGACCCUGGGCAACGCCCACAUGGGCUACUAUGAGACUGUGGCAGGCGGUGCAGGCGCAGGCCCCGGCUGGCAGGGGCGCAGCGGGGUGCAUAGUCACAUGACCAACACACGCAUCACUGACCCCGAGAUCCUGGAGAGCCGAUACCCGGUCGUCCUGCGCCGCUUCGAGCUGAGAUCGGGCUCUGGGGGUGGAGGCCGCUUCCGCGGUGGCGACGGUGUGAUCCGUGAGCUGCUCUUCCGCGAGGAGGCUCUGCUGUCUGUACUUACGGAGCGCCGCGCCUUCCGGCCCUACGGCCUCCACGGCGGCGAGCCUGGAGCCCGUGGCCUAAACCUGUUAAUCCGAAAGGAUGGCCGGAUGGUGAAUUUGGGUGGGAAGACGUCUGUGACCGUGUACCCUGGGGAUGUAUUCUGCCUCCACACUCCUGGAGGCGGGGGCUACGGGGACCCAGAAGACCCAGCCCCACCGCCAGGGUCGCCUCCCCAAGCGCCGGCCUUCCCCCAGCGCGGCAGUGUCUAUGAGUACCGCCGGGCCCAGGAGGCUGUGUGAGCUCCCUCCACCCCAAUAAAGAUCCCUGAAGUCGGGGCGCAGCUACCAGGCCAAA